Molecule: messenger RNA, 832 nt
Organism: Abrus precatorius (Indian licorice)
Lineage: Eukaryota; Viridiplantae; Streptophyta; Magnoliopsida; Fabales; Fabaceae
Exons: 2
Coding region: 69-401 (110 amino acids)
Source: RefSeq, a predicted model, not a curated record
UAAUAUGUUUCACAACCUCGACUCUCUCAAAACUAUCAUUUGACAACGCUGUGAAAAACUCAGACGCUAUGGCUGGUGCCCAAUUCCUCACUUUCUUCCAUGCCUCUUCAAGAUCUUCCUUGGUCAAGCCCUCUAGGCCAAUCCUCUACAACCCCAUUAAGAAUUAUGGGAAAGCAAGCAAGGGAAAGCAUAGCCGCUUGAUGGAAGAGAGGGCACCUUCCACUGCUGAAGAGUUUGAGAGAGUUGCAGAAGAGAAGGCCAAGGAAGCAGGGGUGGCAAGUCAAACUCUUGGCAAGACAAUUGAUGCUGCUGAAGAGGCUACAAUUGGCAACUCAAAGGCUGAAUCAGUUAAGAAUAGGUUCAAAGAGCAUGAAUCUGAUUACCACAAGAAGGGUAAUUAGGAACCUUUUGUGCUGACUUGAAACUCUUGAGAUAGCUGUAUAUGCAGCCAGAAUAAAGGGUUGUCAUAUUUCUGAAAAGCUUGUUAAUUGCUAGUGCUUUUACAGCAGAAAGAGACUAAUCAAUUGAAAGUUUGUCUUUAUUUAAGUAAAUUCAUGUCGGCUAAUCGGAUUUUCAAAAGUAUAUAUAUUAUGAAUAUGAUACUAUUGAUUCAUGAAUGUGCGCCUAGUUUGAAAUUCUGGGUUUGAGGGAGUUAAGCUCCAUUUUUUUUGUUGAUUGACAGAGACUUCAUGAAUCAUUAGGCUUUUUUAAUUAUAGGUUGAGUGCAAUCAUUAUUAUUAUAUUUUUAAAAACAUAAAGGACAUUCUGGCCAAAGGUUUGUGGCUUUAUUCUUUAUAUUAUCAUUAUUUUAGGCGGAUUAUGUGUGUUGUUU